CCGCGCACACCGCACGGCCGCCACUCCGGCUGUCAGUGUGGCGAUGGGCGCGUCCGCGUCCCUCCCGCCGUCUUUCAGCCCAGGGAGCCCACCAGAGACCUGGAGAGCACGCGCAUCCCAGCCACAGAGCCGGGGACCCCGCGAGGGCCCAGUGUGGGAGUGCGUGGAGCGCUGAGUGCCCUCUGGUGGUGAAGUGGAAUCAACACCAUGUGUGACCUGAGAUGCCCACUCUCGAUCACGUGGUAGCCGCUGGCAGCAAGGGGCCAGCUGAAGAAUGUCUGGUGUUCAAAUAUGACUACUGAAAGAUCCUAACUGAAACGUCCCUCGCUUCUACUGGAAUCCCUCUUCGACCCUGGGUUUGGAGUCUGGCGGCAGCUCUGAGAUGGGGCCUCUGAAGGAAAAACUUCAGUUGUUUCUGCAUCUUUGCCAGGGAGUAGCCGCAACUGAGUAGGCGCCCGUGGAGGGGGCAUGUGGUGACAUGGAGCUGGAAAUCAACUGCUCUGAAUUCUGUGACAGUUUUCCUGACCAGGAGCUGGAUCGGAGACCCCUCCAUGAUCUUUGCAAGACAACCCUUAUUGACUCACAACACAGCGGUGCAGAUGUCUCUCCGCUGUCUCCCGCCCUCUUGGGGGUUGUUUGGACUUUUCUCAGCUGUGGAUUACUUCUGGUGCUUUUCUUUCUUACUUUCACAAUUCGCUGCAGGAAGAACAGGAUUGUGAAGAUGUCCAGCCCCAAUCUGAACAUUGUGACCUUACUGGGCAGCUGUCUGACUUACAGUAGUGCUUACCUUUUUGGGAUUCAAGAUGCUUCAGUGGGGAAUUCAAUGGAAGCGCUCGUUCAGAUGAGACUGUCCAUGCUAUGCAUUGGGACAUCCCUUGUGUUCGGCCCUAUUCUGGGGAAGAGCUGGCGACUCUACAAGGUCUUCACCCAGAGGGUCCCCGACAAGAGAGUGAUUAUCAAAGACCUGCAGUUGCUGGGGUUGGUGGCAGUCCUGGUGGUGGCUGAUGUCAUCCUGCUUGUCACGUGGGUGCUGACUGAUCCCAUCCAGUGCCUCCAGAUCCUUGGUGUGAGCAUGAAGGUGACAGGGAGAGAUGUGUCCUGCUCUUUGACCAACACACACACCUGUGCUUCGCGGUACUCCGAUGUCUGGAUUGCUCUGGUUUGGGGAUGCAAGGGGCUGCUGCUGCUGUAUGGUGCUUACCUGGCUGGCCUGACCAACCAUGUCAGCUCUCCUCCGGUGAACCAAUCCUUGACCAUCAUGGUCGGAGUCAACCUCCUGCUGCUCACUGCUGGCCUGAUUUUCGUGCUCACCAAAUACUUGCACUCCUGGCCCAAUCUAGUCUUUGGAUUCACAUCUGGAGGGAUCUUCGUUUGCACAACCACUGUGAACUGCUGUGUGUUCCUUCCCCAGCUGAAGCAAUGGAAGGCAUUUGAAGGAGAAAACCAAACAACCCAGCGCAUGGCCAAAUAUUUCAGCACGCCUAGCAAACCCUUCCACAGCCAGUUUGAUGAGGACCAGAACGGCCACCUGAGGGAUGAGAAGAGCUGCAUGGAGAGGCUUCUCACAGAAAAAAACGCAGUAAUCGAAAGCCUGCAAGAACAAGUCAACAACGCCAAGGCGAAGAUAGUAAAGCUGAUGUCUUCGGAGUGCUCCUACGACUCCCCGGAAUGGACUGUCCCACAUGCAGCCUCGGCCCAUGGGCUGGCAGUUCAGGGACCUUCAGAACACCCCACUGCCUCUGAGAAUGCUGUCGGUGCAGCUGCGGAGGACUCCCUGCAUGCCUCGGUGGCCUCCCGGUACCUGAAAAGCCCUGGGGCAUCUAAAAGGGACGAUAGUCCUUCCCGAGACCAAAAGGAUAACGUGACUUUGAAACAGUUCUGUGAUCAUUUGGACAGAGGUUGCAGCCCAAAGCCACAGGCUGAACAAAGUGAGGGUCCAGAAAGAGGUGAUCAGGGACCCAUGACACCCAGCCAGAGUUUCAUGCCUGAUGGAGUGGGGUGUAACCCCCAUAGGCCCAAGCAGAAUUCAGAGGAAGUCCCAGAGAGGCCACCUCGGGUCAGUUCAGUGGUCAGAGAGAAGCUUCAGGAAGUCCUACAAGAGCUGGACCUGGGCCCCGAGGCUCCCCUUUCCCCACUACCUUGUUCCCAACAGCUUUGGAAGAGCACCACUUCCCGCAGUCCCCAGAAGCUGUCCCCAUCUAAACUGGGUUUCAGCCCAUAUGUGGUGAGGAGGAGACGGGCAGCCCAGCGGGCUCGCUCCCAUAUCCCUGCUUCUGUGGCCCUCAAUAUGGGGCAACAGGCAAAUAGGGCGGUUUUUGAUGCGCAAAGCGGGCUGGUUGAGCAGAGCCGGGACAGCCCCAGGCUGGACCACCAAAAUGCGAGGUCCAAGGUACCACGGUCCUCUUCUGUAAAACUGUCACCACUCACAGAUCCUCCCCAAAGACGGAGUGCCCUAGAGGAUAGCAAGCGAUGCCAGCCCGAGCCUCAGGGGAAUGGAGGAUGCGAUGUGAGCGUUCCCUGCCAACCUUCCGCUUUUGCCCCACGCCCACCCUCUUCACCAGGUCUGCCCAGGCACCGUCAGUCUCGACUCCCAGCGUCCCCUGGAUAUCCUGCCUUGUCCUCUGGGUGCUACAACCUGGACAGUGAGUCCAGCAGCUCAGACGAAUUCUUUUGUCGCUGCCACCGGCCCUACUGUGAACUCUGCUUCCAGAGCUCUUCAGACUCUGGUGACAGCGACACCUCAGACAGUGACCUUGAGCAGGCUUCAGGACGAGCCUCCUGGGAAAAGCUGUGGUCCCGCUCCAAGCCUGUUGUGAACUUUAAAGAUGACUUGAAACCCACACUAGUGUGA
This is a messenger RNA of Microtus oregoni (creeping vole), 2851 nucleotides long. It is a transcript of the gene Gpr156, whose product is annotated as G protein-coupled receptor 156. The transcript is spliced from 10 exons. The record is from RefSeq and is a predicted model, not a curated record. Lineage: Eukaryota; Metazoa; Chordata; Mammalia; Rodentia; Cricetidae. Gene Ontology annotation, cellular component: G protein-coupled receptor heterodimeric complex; membrane. Gene Ontology annotation, molecular function: G protein-coupled GABA receptor activity. Gene Ontology annotation, biological process: G protein-coupled receptor signaling pathway; gamma-aminobutyric acid signaling pathway. Bases 479 to 2851 code for a protein of 790 amino acids.